Molecule: messenger RNA, 2204 nt
Organism: Paramormyrops kingsleyae
Lineage: Eukaryota; Metazoa; Chordata; Actinopteri; Osteoglossiformes; Mormyridae
Source: RefSeq, a predicted model, not a curated record
GUCAUGUCCAGUAGCAUUUCAAGUCUUAAGCUCAGUGAGCCCGACUUGUGGAAUUAGAUUCCAUAAAAAUAUAUUGGCCUAUUUUCAGUGAAAGAAAUACUGAAUUAUUCACGCUAUAGUUAAAAGUCAGUUAUUGCUCAAAUGUUAUUUAAUUGUCAUUGAUUCGCGCUGACAGGGACGGUCUGGGUGCCGCCGCAGACCCCCGUUAAGCCACCUGUCGCAGAAACUGCUUUUUAAACACCCCCUGACGUCAGUGGCGGUGAUGUGUGCUGUCUGUGAGAGAGCCACGCACACCCAUAUGGUACAGACCUACCCGUCCCUGGUUAGUCUAGACUGGCUUGCUGGGGGAAUCGGGGCGCGUUUCACGCUCGGAGCGACAGUUGGCCCCCGUGCCCACUGGGUUUGGAAUAGCCGGCCGUCCCCGGUGCGCCGGACGCCGACCCAGGACAGCGCGGCCAGGCGGUGGGACCCCUUUGGACGGAGGGUGACGAUUCGAGAGGCGGAAAACAGGCGAGGACCGCGCUUCGUUAAUAAACCCCGGCGUCGGCAGCGAGGGUCUAAACCGAUACACUUUACAUUAGACGGGGAUUAAGGCGGGUGCAAUAUAAUGAAGGCAGAGGCGAGGUAAAAUAGCCUACCAGCCAGAGAGACGGUUUUCCAUCAAGCGCACUAAUUAUACACCAUGGAUUUGAGUAAGUUUAUCUAAAGAAUGAGAUGCAAACAGGCAGCGGAUGACAUGCGCGGUAGACAGAAAGGAUACGAUCCGUACGGGGAAUAAAUACACAGGCUGUUUGCCCCCCGCCCCCUUAUCGGCAUCAUAAUUUAAAGAACCAGAUGAAGAUCGUUCCGAAAAGAAACACUCCAUCUUCCUCAUAAAACGGAAUCUAGUACGAAAAAAAUACGUCGGUCUUGGGCAGUUGCGUGAAAUUUAAUUUAUAUUAGAUUUCCGGUGUUAUUUAGGCUAAAUGAAGAGAUCUUGUAUUAUCUGCAGUUACAACAAUUCGCGUUUAAAUGGAUUGUUCGACUGUUUCGUAAUUUUAAAAACUGCAGGACUGAUUUUGCGGGUGAAUCAGUCAUUCAUUCGUCCUCCCGUUAUUCGCGUGUACCUGUGCAUGUUAACCGCAAACGCAGAAAGUACAGGAGCAGCGGGACGCUGUAGCUGCGAUGCCACGCAGGGCACUGCGCUCCACCGGAGGAUGUGGCCCUGAAGUCUGUUUUUAUUAUUGAUUUAAUAGGUACUAGAUUGGCGAAAACGUGAGAUCAGAGACUAACGGCGGCCCGGCCUGGCAUCAUGUGUCCCUGCAGACGGAGGAGCGUAGCGCUUGCUUUGCUCAGGGAGCUGUCAACAAGCAGGCACAUUUAACCACUUAAAUCUUGGAAAAAAGUGUGCGAUCAGGCCCUGCACCAGUCAUGAUACCGGGAACUGCCUCGGCGAUGCUCCCAGCCUCGGAAGCUGCUAAGAUAUACCAGACCAAUUACAUCCGCAACUCCAGAGCCAUCGGACUCCUGUGGGCCAUCUUCACCAUACUGUUUGCGAUCGUCAACGUGGUGUGUUUCAUUCAACCCUACUGGAUCGGGGAUGGUGUGGACACCCCCCAAGCCGGCUACUUCGGCCUCUUCCAUUACUGUGUAGGCAGCGGGCUGUCCCAGGAGCUCACAUGCCAGGGAAGUUUCAUCGAGUUCAGCUCCAUCCCGUCGGGCGCCUUCAAGGCGGCGUCCUUCUUCAUCGGGAUGUCCAUGGUGCUGGUCAUCACCUGCAUCGUCUGCUUUGCCCUUUUCUUCUUCUGUAGCACGGCCACCGUCUACAAAAUCUGCGGCUGGAUGCAGCUGGCUUCUGGUACCUGUCUAGUUCUGGGCUGCAUGAUCUACCCAGACGGGUGGGACUCGGACGAGGUGAAGCAGAUGUGCGGUGAGCAGACCGACAAGUACACGCUGGGCGCGUGCUCCGUGCGCUGGGCCUACAUCCUGGCCAUCAUGGGCAUCCUGGACGCCCUCAUCCUGUCCUUCCUGGCCUUCGUGCUUGGCAACCGGCAGGACGAACUCAUGGCCGAGAAGCUGCUAGCGGACAGCAAGGGUGGAAAUGCCUAAUACGCAUACAGAUCCACACAGAUUGGUCAGUAUACUACUCAGACCACACUAAUGUGCAUCCAUAACGCUUUCAGCCAAAUUCUUCUGUCACUGGUUGGAUGACCUCCUCUGAGCUG